Molecule: messenger RNA, 6291 nt
Organism: Scophthalmus maximus (turbot)
Lineage: Eukaryota; Metazoa; Chordata; Actinopteri; Pleuronectiformes; Scophthalmidae
Gene: epha3
Product: eph receptor A3
Exons: 20
Coding region: 414-3386 (990 amino acids)
Biological process (GO): cell surface receptor protein tyrosine kinase signaling pathway; axon guidance; protein phosphorylation
Cellular component (GO): neuron projection; plasma membrane
Molecular function (GO): ATP binding; protein binding; transmembrane-ephrin receptor activity
Source: RefSeq, a predicted model, not a curated record
ACAACUUGAGGCCGUUUUCAGCGUUAAUUUGUUAAAAUCUUGGCAAAUUGGUAGGAUUAAACUUGUGCCGAAUUAACCUUUGGUAGUUCCCGUUUGCAUUGUACCCAUGGAUGGACCGACAACUAUCACUGGAUUACUUUGAUACUGAAGACAACUUCCAUUUGAGACAAUUCUCGGGCAAGUUCUGGAGUGAUAAGGAAGGAGCACCUCUUGCUGGGAUUUCUCUGAUGUUCACGGAUGCCAAAUCGUGACGGACGUCGGAUGUGUUGUCUCCACGGAGAGUACUCUGUAGGACCCAGCGGAAAAGUGCUCCAGCCGGAGGGAGACGGAGCGAGCGAGAGAGAGGGGGAGAGGAGACGCGCUCUCAGAUCAGUCCGUGGCUUCAUGGAGUUAUGUGCCUCUGAUCCGCCGCCAUGGAUUGCAAUCCGCGAUCACUCCUUUUCAUUUUACCUCUGUUGUUGUCCUGCGUUGCUCCUGCGUUCCCCGUCAUCUACCCCCCGAACGAAGUCAACCUGUUAGACUCGAAAGCAAGCCAGGGGGAGUUAGGAUGGAUUUCCUACCCAUCGCACGGGUGGAGGGAAAAUUGGGAAGAGAUCAGCGGGGUGGAUGAGCACUACACUCCGAUCAGGACCUUCCAGGUCUGCAACGUGAUGGAGUACAGCCAGAACAACUGGCUUCGCACCAACUGGAUCCCUCGCCAGUCCGCCCAGAAGAUCUACGUGGAGCUGAAGUUCACCCUGAGGGACUGCAACUCCAUCCCGUUGGUCCUGGGCACCUGCAAGGAGACGUUCAACCUCCUCUACCUGGAGGCGGACGACGACCAGGGCAGCCACUUCAGGGAGCACCAGUUCACCAAGAUCGACACCAUUGCCGCCGAUGAGAGCUUCACCCAAAUGGACCUCGGCGACCGCAUCCUGAAGCUGAACACUGAGGUGCGCGAAGUGGGUCCCAUGACCAGGAAGGGCUUCUACCUGGCGUUCCAGGACGUGGGCGCCUGCGUAGCUCUGGUUUCAGUGAGGGUUUACUUUAAGAAGUGCCCGUACACCGUGAGGAACCUGGCCUCCUUCCCUGACACGGUGCCCAUGGACUCCCAGUCGCUGGUGGAGGUCAAAGGCUCAUGUGUCAAUCACUCCAAAGAGGAGGAGCCGCCACGAAUGUACUGCAGCACAGAGGGGGAGUGGCUCGUGCCGAUUGGGAAGUGUCUGUGUAACGCCGGGUACGAGGAGCGAACCAACACCUGCCAAAUGUGCAGGGCAGGCUUCUACAAGUCUGCGCUCGGGAACACGGAGUGUUCCAAGUGUCCGCCUCACAGCCUCUCCCACCAUGAGGGGUCCUUGCACUGUGCCUGCGAGAAGAACUACUUCCGUGCCGACGGAGACCCCGCCUCCAUGGCCUGUACCCGUCCUCCUUCAGCUCCUCGAAACGUGAUCUCCUCCAUCAACGAGACCUCAGUUAUCCUGGACUGGAGCUGGCCAGAGGACACCGGCGGCCGCAGGGACCUCACCUUCACAGUUCUCUGCAAACGCUGCCGUGGCGUCGCUGCCAACGGCAGCAACGGCGGAACCCAGCGCUGUGAGCCGUGUCGGAGCAAUGUCCGCUUUCUGCCGAGAGCCGCGGGCCUCCACAACACCACGGUGACGGUGGGCGACCUGCUAGCUCACACCAACUACACAUUUGAGAUUGAGGCGCUCAACGGCGUGUCGCCGAUGGCCCCCAAGAUGAGGCAGUACGCCGCCGUCAUGAUCACCACCAACCAAGCUGCUCCUUCUCCGGUAACAGUGAUCAGGAAGGAGAAGACGUCUCGGAACAGCGUCUCCCUGUCCUGGCAGGGACCAGAAAGACCCAACGGCAUUAUCCUGGACUAUGAGAUCAAAUACUACGAAAAGGAGGAGCAGGAGACCAGCUACACCAUCCUCCGUGCUCGGGGUUGUAACGUGACUCUGAACAGUUUGAAGCCCAACACUGCCUACCUGCUGCAGAUCAGAGCUCGCACCGCUGCGGGAUAUGGAGCAAGCAGCCCCAGCUUCCAGUUCGAGACCAGCCCCGACUCAGCCUUCUCUAUCUCAAGCGAGAGCAGCCAGGUUGUUCUCAUCGCCAUCUCCUCUGCCGUGGCCAUCAUCCUGCUCACCGUGCUGCUCUACGUCCUGAUUGGCAGGUUUUGUUGCCACAGCAAAUCCAAACAUCCUGAUGAGAAAAGACUGCACUUUGGCAACGGCCACUUGCGUCUGCCGGGGAUCAGGACCUACGUGGACCCCCACACAUACGAGGACCCGAGCCAGGCUGUGCACGAGUUCGCCAAAGAGCUGGAAGCAUCCUGUAUCGCCAUUGACAAAGUUGUGGGAGCAGGCGAGUUUGGCGAGGUGUGCAGUGGUCGCCUGAAGCUGCCCAGCAAGAAGGAGAUCUGUGUGGCCAUCAAGACCCUGAAAGGAGGAUACACAGACAAGCAACGGCGGGACUUCCUCGCUGAGGCGUCGAUCAUGGGACAGUUUGACCACCCCAACAUCAUCAGGCUGGAGGGGGUGGUGACACGCAGUAAACCCGUGAUGAUUGUCACCGAAUACAUGGAGAAUGGAUCCCUGGACAGCUUCUUGAGAAAACACGAUGCCCAGUUCACAGGAAUCCAGUUGGUCGGCAUGCUGCGCGGCAUCGCCUCCGGCAUGAAGUACCUGUCGGACAUGGGCUACGUUCACCGAGACCUGGCGGCUCGAAACAUCCUGGUCAACAGCAACCUGGUGUGUAAAGUGUCAGACUUCGGACUGUCACGAGUGCUGGAGGACGACCCGGAGGCCGCGUACACCACCAGGGGAGGUAAGAUCCCUAUUCGGUGGACAGCACCAGAGGCCAUUGCCUACAGGAAGUUUACAUCAGCCAGCGACGCUUGGAGUUAUGGCAUUGUACUGUGGGAAGUGAUGUCAUAUGGGGAGCGGCCUUACUGGGAGAUGUCCAAUCAGGAUGUAAUAAAAGCUGUAGAUGAGGGUUACCGCCUCCCCCCGCCCAUGGACUGUCCGGCCACCCUCUACCAGCUGAUGUUGGACUGCUGGCAGAAGGAGAGGAACAACCGGCCCAAGUUUGAACAGAUAGUCAGCAUCCUGGAUAAACUCAUCCGCAACCCUGGCAGCCUCAAAAUCACAGCGAACACCACAUCCAGGCCGGCCAACUUGCUGUUGGACAGGAGCAGUUCAGAGGUUCCCUCGAUGGGGACGAUGGGUGACUGGAUGGAUGGAAUGAGGACCUUGCCCUGCAAGGAGGCCUUCUCUGGGGUCAGCUACAGCUCCUGCGACACCCUGGCCAAAACCUCCACAGAUAGAGUGGUCCUGACGGAGGUCCACGUCACACCCGCCACUUGCCCAGAAUGGGAGCCGUCCAUGGGGAUCACCACUCUCUAACGCCCUGCUCCUCUCCGCCUCCUCAGGCUCUGGAUGGGAUCUGAAAAAGGUCGGAGUGACUAUUGUAGGACCACAGAAGAAGAUCGUGAGCAGCCUCAAAGCCCUAGAUUCCCACACCAAGGAUGGCCCAGUACCUGUUUAGAAAGAAAAAAGAAAAGAAAAAGAACCUGUCUUUCCGUCUGUGUUGACAGACCGUGGUUGCUAAUCGCACUCUAACACAGUGGCUGCGUAUCCAAACUAGAAAACGGAUGGAAAUGGGGGGGGGGGGGGGGGAUGUAUAAUUCAGGUGAGGGCUUUGAUUGUUUUGUUGGAAGACGAAUUCAAGUCCUGACAGAAGGAAAACGGGAAGAGUUCAGUGCAGAUCUGCCAGCUAGUUAACUGGCCACCUCUUCAACCCUCCAUCCCUUCAUGCCCGAGUUGAGAUGCCUUACAGACUAAAUCAGAGGGAAGGGAGAGCAGGGGAGAGCCAACGAGGUCACAGAGACCCGGUCGGGGAUUUCGAACCGGGGACGGACUCGGAUGUGGGCCAAGGACGGGACGAACAUAAAAGCCGGAGCUCUUCAACAUUGGCCCAGCCGGGGAGCACGGCCUUCCCCUUCACAGCUCAAAGGGGUCCGGCAGUUCCUCACAGUCUCCUCCCACCAGCCUGUGGAACGAGGCGGUGAAAGCGGCGGCGGGGCCUCGUGUGGAGGAGCCCGGCGGACAGCAGCAGCUCCCCCGGAUGAGGACCCUCUCUGGACUGAUGAAGUCUGAGGCGUGAGGUUUACAUUUACUGUCUCUAUCCAUCAGAGAGCGGAGCCGGUAUCGACACACACCCGGACAAUAACCCAGCCAUUUCCCUCUGUAGCUCUCUAACCUAUAGCAUAUUUGCGUUCAGUAGACACGUCACAUAAAAAAAAAAAAAGCAAUAACAAUGAUAAUCAGUCAAACAGUCUCAUCGCGGAAGCCACGAGUCUGUCACCUCGUGUGUAAUGUAAUGAACGCUGUGCUUUUGACGGUACAGGGGCCAUGGCGCACUUCACACACGGACAUUUUUCCUUUACCGCGACCUCCAUGUUCUACGUGCCCACGAGCAGAUGCUGUACAGUUUUAGUGCCGUCCCCUCAACCGAAUGCCCUUCGCGUGAAAUCUCAGGAUGUGUACGUUGAUGUUUUUUUUGUUUUGUUCUAACUUCUCUAACAAGGAGGAACAGAGAGAGGGAGAUGGAGCGUAGCCAGGAAUUGAGAUUGCAGGUUUAGGAAGACGGGAGCGAGAAAAAAGCCAGAGGAGGAGAGAGAUGGGUGAUAGGAGGGGAAAGAGAACUUAACUGAGAUGAAGCAGUGUCCUCCGGACCCUCUGCCGCAGAUGCUAUUGUGUCCCGGAAGUGUUUUAAACCAGAAGUGAGUUUUUUCUUCUUCAGGUAAACCGCUUGACAUCGUCGACUCCACGCGGCGCGACACCAGGUAUGAAGGCCUUUCUCCUAAGAGGUGAGAUGUGCUCUCCGUCACUUUAGAUCGCGGGGGGAUCCGUCACUUACCGCUUCGGUCGGAAGUUUACUGUUGAGAAAGACUGUUCUAGUUUAAAAUGAGCUCUUGAUCCUCGAAUGUCGCUGUGUUAAAUGCGAAAACGUACAGUUCUACUUGUUAAAUCCGCGUGGGAGCUGUCGUUUACUUCUUUGAUCGGAAAUUUGCUGUAAAAAAAAAAGAAAGUGCUUUGUUCUAGUUUAAAUUAGCUCUUAAUCCAUAAAUCCUGGUGUGUUAAAUGCAAAAAAGAACCUAAAACAAAGUAGAGUGCCUCCUGUAGCUGUGUUCAGGGUUGGUUCACGAUGGGAUCACCGAGCGAAAAGGCUCCAGUUUGAAUUUGUUUUCAACAAAGUCUUGGUCUUUUUUUCUUUCUUUCUUUCUGCGUUCUCACUGGGGCAUCGGGGUUCACUGCAACACUUCCAGCAGAUCAUUUUGUUCCUGUCGUAUCCCACGUCAUAUGUCCAGGGUGGGAUUUCCUAAAGGCACCUUUGAGCUUGCAGACGACGUCUGUACGAUGAAGUGCAUACUUCAAAAAAUGCUAGUCUCCUGUUUUGAUGUCACCCAAUCAACACAUACCCAGUAUUUCUGGCACUUUGGUACUUGGUGCUGUUGAAUGGAUCAUAUAUAACCACGAGGACGCCUCUUUGAGCUUCCUCCAAGCACUUCGUACACAAUAUCUGAGCACUUUGAAUGGAAAUGUUACUGCCUUGGCCGCGGACUAAGCGUAUCUAACGGACGGGGGAGAUCUCGGUGCUUUUGGGAAACCCAGCCCUGGUCAGUGUGUCCGUCGGUCGUCUGUUCCUCGCUCUACCUGUGGAUGCUGCCGUUGCUGCUAUGUGUUUUCUCAACAGCAUGUACAUAAUGUAAACCAUCAUAAUGAUAGCAACUAGCACUACAGAUCCCACUAUAUGUACAUGGCCAUCCCUCUUUGUAAAAAUGUUUGUAUGUAUAAAAGAAUAAAUAAAAAAAAUUUGUGCAACAGUUUAAUUAAAAAAAGAGACAAAAAACCAUCUGUAUUAUAUUUUAUCUUAUUUUGAAUUAUAAUUGUCAGCUUUGUUUGUUUUGUUUUUUACAAAAAAGGCAAUUAUGAUUACACUAUUAUUUAUUUGUUAACAUUAUACAGCGCAAUGUUGGUGUCUUUUUCUUUGUAGCAUACAGUAAAUUAUGUGUCAGUGCUAUCUGUGUUUUGGUUUUUUUCGACUUACUUCAUAAACCUGGGACAUCUGAGAGAGCAAUAAUGUUGUAAUGCACCCUAUAUCCAGAUCCCCCAUUUUCUGUCUCAAGACUGACUCGCGUGUCUGUGUGAGAGUUUUACGUGUGCAAAUGUAGAUGGCCUUGUCUACUAAUGUAAAAUGAUUUGUAGUGGAAACAUUUAUAUUUUUAUAAUAAAUAUUCGCAAAAUA